Molecule: messenger RNA, 660 nt
Organism: Cordyceps fumosorosea ARSEF 2679
Lineage: Eukaryota; Fungi; Ascomycota; Sordariomycetes; Hypocreales; Cordycipitaceae
Product: yippee family protein
Exons: 2
Coding region: 1-660 (219 amino acids)
Source: RefSeq, a predicted model, not a curated record
AUGCGCGACCGCUCACCAUCCGACACCGCCCGGAGCGGCCACCACAACCACCACCAGACGCGCAUCUCCGCCACGCCGCCCGUCUUCCCCAGCUAUCUCCUCCCCAGCUUCAGCUUUCCCUUUCUCCGCCGCCGCCGCCGCCCAUCCUCUCCUUCCACAACACCGACCGCGACAACGACAACGACAACAACACCCGCACCUCGUCGCCUCGCGCGCCUCGGCCCGGACACCCUCCGCUGCUCCGCAUGCUCCGCCGACCUCGCCCUCUCUGCGCAGAUCGUCUCCAAGGGCUUCACCGGACGCUACGGCCGCGCCCUCCUCGUCUCUCCCCCCUCUCCCUCCGACGACGACGACGACGACGACGAGGCCGCGCUGCUCAACAUCCGCCUCGGCCGGUUGGAGAACAGGCAGCUGGUCACGGGCUGGCACGUCGUGGCGGAUAUUUCGUGCGCGACGUGCGGGAGGAAGCUCGGCUGGAAGUACGUCGAUGCGCGGGAGAAGUCGCAGCGCUACAAGGUGGGCAAGUACAUCCUGGAGACGGAGCGCGACGAGUGCGACGAGGUCUUCGCGGGGACGUGGGAUGCGCGCGCCGUCGCGCGCCGGAGAGCCGACAUGGUGGCCGCCGCUGCCGCUGCCGCCGCCGCUCGUCCGACUGAAUGA